Pungitius pungitius (ninespine stickleback) is the source of this 1328-nucleotide messenger RNA. RefSeq names its product troponin I, slow skeletal muscle. The transcript is spliced from 5 exons. Gene Ontology annotation, cellular component: troponin complex. NCBI's taxonomy places the organism in Eukaryota, Metazoa, Chordata, Actinopteri, Perciformes, Gasterosteidae. Gene Ontology annotation, biological process: cardiac muscle contraction; skeletal muscle contraction. The annotation marks the transcript as partial. The record is from RefSeq and is a predicted model, not a curated record.
UUCCAGAAACCAAAGCCAAAGAUCUCUGCAUCCCGCAGACUGUUCUUGAAGACCAAACUGCUGAAGAAGGCCAUGACUAUGCUGGAAAACGACAAGCAAGCCAAAAAAAUCGAACGAGAGAACACCCUCGCUGAGAGAGUCCCGGAGCUCCAGCUGUCCAGCAUGUCUCUGCAGGACCUGCAGAAUAUUUGCAAAGAGCUGCACCGGAAAAUCGAUGUCACUGAUGAAGAGCGGUAUGACAUUAAUUCUAAAGUGACAAAAAACAGUCUGGAGAUACAGGAGCUGUCUCAGAAGAUCUUUGAGUUGAAGGGCAAGAUGAAGAGACCUGCUCUGAAGAGGGUGAGGGUCUCUGCAGACGCCAUGUUGGGAGCUCUGCUGGGCUCUAAGGUCAAAGAGUCCGUGGACUUCAAGGCCAACCUGAAGACUGUGAAGAAGGAGGAGGAAAAGAAAGAGGAAGUGACCGACUGGCGUAAGAACGUGGACGCCAUGUCUGGCAUGGAGGGCAGGAAGAAGCUGUUUAAUGCCGGGCAGUAGAUUUUGUGAGGAAUUUCUGUGUGAAAAUAUUUGCUGCUCAAACUACAGGCGGAACUAGUGAAACUUUUGCUGACUCGAUAAUGAGAAUCAGGUUUUUUCGGAGUGGGUUUUUGGCCCAGUUCCUGUUUCAACUGUGAUGACAAUAGUAAAAGAGUUUAACUGUACGAUAGUCCGUUCAAUGCAUAUCGUUUUUUACAUAAUGAAUGACGUAUUAUGAAAAACAUAUGUAUAUUAUAGAGCAAUAUAAUGCCUUUGUAGUUUUAACUUCCAUAUUAAUGUAUGAACACAAAUCCGCUUUGGCUGUUGAGGUCCCCUGUAGUAAAGUUUCUUGCUUGCUUUUUGGCCUUUGAUUGACACAAACAAUAAUUGAACGGUCAAGAUUCAGAGUAUAUGCUGAUUUGUCUUCAGAUAUAAAUGGUAUUGACAAGAUGAAUGUCGAAUAGAUGCACAUUCCAGCAGCAACUUGUGUUGUGGUUCAACAGGUGUGCAUCCUUCAAAGUGAAAGUGGCAUUUCAUUUAGACAUUACGAUGAGAAGAAGCAGUGUUGUGUUUAAAAUUCUGCCACUGCUCCUAUAAAUCCCAUUACCAUCUGAUGGUAUUGUAGCAUGCUUUUAUCUGCAGUGAAGGAUUUUAUGAUACAGUUUUUACUGUGGUAGACAGCACUGGUGUAUUUAAGACAAAUAACAUAUUGGGACAGUUAAAAAACAGCAUUGCAUGUUUUAUCAUUUAAGGUAUGAAUCUGAAUCUUUGAUUUGUCAGUUAAUUCACUUGAAUAAUAAAAAACGUAUUCUCAA